Molecule: messenger RNA, 3843 nt
Organism: Musa acuminata AAA Group (dessert banana)
Lineage: Eukaryota; Viridiplantae; Streptophyta; Magnoliopsida; Zingiberales; Musaceae
Exons: 18
Coding region: 243-3614 (1123 amino acids)
Biological process (GO): lactose catabolic process
Cellular component (GO): beta-galactosidase complex
Molecular function (GO): beta-galactosidase activity; carbohydrate binding
Source: RefSeq, a predicted model, not a curated record
ACCAUUAGAUGAUACAAGUGACGACGGGGAAAUCCGCUCCCCAUUUCCUCUCCGUCUCUAUCGCUCUCUCUCUCCCUCGCUCUCUCGAUCGAUCCUAUUUCUUCUCUCUUCCUCUACUCUCUCUGUCGCGGCAGCGGCGGCACUCGUUGCUCUCAGGACAUGUUUGAUUCUGACAUUUGAGGAAAGAUUGCAAGAAAGAAAAAGAUUGUCCCAGAGUUUGGGAAUAUUACUUACACAUCUACAUGGCAAUUGUUUCUCCAAUUGGAUUACUUGCACCUAUAAACCAUUCUCACAAAGUUUGGGAAGAUCCAGCUUUUAUCAAGUGGAGGAAACGGAAUGCACAUGUACCUCUGCGUUCACAUGAUACAGUUGAAGGGUCUCUUAGAUAUUGGUAUGACCGCAGCAAAGUGGAUUUUCUGAAUUCUAAUUUAGCUACUUGGGAUGAUGAUGCUGUUUCUGGUGCUCUGGAGAGUGCUGCUUUUUGGGUCAAAGGGUUACCUUUUGUCAAAUCUUUGAGUGGGCAUUGGAAGUUCUUUUUAGCUCCUUCUCCUGAAAGUGUUCCUGUGAGCUUCUAUGAUAUUGCUUUUGAUGAUUCAGAUUGGCAAGCUCUACCAGUUCCAUCAAACUGGCAGAUGCAUGGUUUUGAUCGUCCCAUUUAUACAAACAUUGUUUAUCCUUUUCCUAUAAAUCCUCCUUAUGUUCCUUCAGACAAUCCAACUGGCUGUUACCGUAAAAAUUUUCGCAUUCCAACAGAAUGGAAAGGUCGGAGAAUAUUGCUGCAUUUUGAGGCUGUUGAUUCUGCUUUUUUUGUUUGGGUAAACGGUGUCCUUAUUGGUUAUAGCCAGGAUAGCAGACUUCCUGCCGAGUUUGAAAUUACUGAUUGCUGCUAUCCCUGUGAUUCGAGCAAGGAUAAUAUUCUCGCUGUUCAAGUCUUGAGAUGGAGUGAUGGCUCUUAUUUGGAAGAUCAAGACCAUUGGUGGUUGUCUGGCAUUCACAGAGAUGUGCUUCUUCUGUCAAAGCCUCAGGUAUUUAUUACGGAUUACUUUUUCAAAUCAACCUUGGACAAAAAUUUGGUCACGGCUGAUGUUCAGGUUGAAGUAAAACUUGAUAUAUUGAACAAUUUUGAAGAUGCUACUCUUUCCAGAUUGACUAUGGAAGCAACACUGUAUGACAAUACAGGGUGGUGUGCCUGUGGAAACAAUGAAGGAAAAGUCGACCUAAGUUCUUAUGAUGCAUUACAUUUGAAUCUGAGGUCACCAUCUAUUGGAAUCGAUGGGUUUCAUUGCUACAUAUUUGAGGGAAAAUUAGAGAGACCAAAACUUUGGUCAAGUGAGAACCCAAACUUGUACACUCUUGUGCUAGUCCUCAAAGAUGCUUCUGGAGACAUACUUGACUGUGAAUCAUGCCAGAUAGGCAUAAGACAAAUAUCUAAAGCUCCAAAACAGAUGCUUGUAAAUGGCCUUCCUGUGGUUAUUCGAGGUGUGAAUAGACAUGAGCAUCAUCCACGUACAGGAAAAACAAACCUCGAAGCAUGCAUGAUAAAGGAUUUGGUUUUGAUGAAGCAAAAUAACAUUAAUGCAGUCAGAAAUAGCCAUUACCCACAACAUCCUAGAUGGUAUGAGUUGUGUGACCUUUUUGGUCUCUACAUGAUUGACGAAGCAAAUAUCGAAACACAUGGAUUUGAUCUUUCUAGUAAAUUUAAGCAUCCUACAGUAGAACCCAGUUGGGCAACCUCUAUGCUGGAUCGUGUUAUUAGCAUGGUGGAGAGGGACAAGAACCAUGCAUGCAUUAUAGCAUGGUCUUUGGGAAAUGAAUCUGGUUAUGGUCCUAAUCAUUCUGCUAUGGCAGGUUGGAUUCGAGAGAAGGAUCCAUCCCGACUCUUGCAUUAUGAAGGUGGUGGAUCCAUGACUUCAUCAACAGAUAUUGUAUGCCCCAUGUACAUGCGUGUAUGGGAUAUUUUGAAAAUUGCUAAAGAUCCAAGUGAAAAUAGACCAUUGAUCCUUUGCGAGUACUCACAUGCAAUGGGAAACAGUAGUGGCAAUAUUCACAAGUAUUGGGAAGCUACUGAUAGGACAUUUGGGCUCCAAGGUGGCUUCAUAUGGGAUUGGGUUGACCAGGCUUUACUGAAAAUGGAUAGUGAUGGACAAAAACACUGGGCUUAUGGAGGUGACUUUGGAGACACACCCAACGAUUUGAACUUCUGUCUGAAUGGACUCACAUGGCCGGAUCGAACUCCUCACCCUGCUCUACACGAAGUGAAGUAUGUUUAUCAACCCAUAAAAGUUGUUCUGACAGAAAAUAAAGUGAAGAUAACUAAUGCACAGUUUUUUGACACAACACAAGCAAUAGAAUUCAGUUGGCACCUUCUUGGCGAUGGAUGCAGCUUGGGUUGUGGAAUACUUGACCUACCAAUAAUAUUACCCCAAGAAAGCUAUAUUAUUGAACUCGAGUCAUCCCCAUGGCACUCUCUCUGGAAAACGUGUUCACCAAGAGAAAUAUUUUUGACGAUUACUGGAAUACUUAGACAUCCAACUCGGUGGGCAAAAGAUGGCCAUGUCCUUGCUUCUACUCAAUUAAGUUUAUCCACGGAAGAUAAUUCUAUUCCUCAUGUUAUCAGAUCAAUCAACAACAUGAAUCUGAUCUCUGAGCAUGUUGGUGACACUAUAACAGUUAGGAAACAGAAUUGGCAAAUCAAAAUAAACACCCAAACUGGAACUAUUGAAAGUUGGAAGGUUGGUGACUGUUUGCUGAUAAAUCAAGGCAUACUUCCCUGCCUAUGGCGAGCACCUACCGAUAAUGAUAAGGGAGGUGGUCCCAGCAGCUAUUUCUGCAGAUGGAAAGAUGCCUUACUUGAUAAUCUUAUAUUCCUCGCAGAUGCAUGUUCUAUAAAGGAAUUGUCAAAUAAUAUGGUGCAAGUCAAAACUGUAUAUUUAGGUGUUCCAAAGGAUCAAAACAACCUGCUGAAAUCCAAAAGUUCUGUUCAUGAGUCUGAAAACCCAAGUCAUAUUCUCUGCAGAGUUGAUGUGGAUUAUUGCAUCCAUGAAUCUGGUGAUGUGAUUAUCGACUAUAACAUAAAGCCUAAGGAUGAUCUUCCACCUCUUCCACGUGUUGGGGUUGUAUUUCAUAUAGAGAAGUCACUGGAUCAUAUUAUGUGGUAUGGAAGAGGACCAUUUGAAUGUUAUCCAGAUCGAAAAGAAGGUGCCCAUGUUGGCAUAUAUGGAAGCAAUGUACGUGAUUUGCAUGUGCCUUACAUAGCUCCUGUUGAAUGUUCUGGUCGAGCAGAUGUAAGAUGGGUAGCAUUUCAAAACAGCAAUGGGUUUGGUCUAUAUGCUUCUAUAUAUGGUACAUCACCACCUAUGCAAAUGAGUGCUAGCUUCUAUGGCACUGCAGAGCUUGAAACGGCAACUCACAACCACUAUUUAGUUGAAAGAGACGACAUUGAGGUGCACCUUGACCACAAGCACAUGGGUGUAGGUGGGGAUGAUAGUUGGUCUCCUAGUGUCCAUGAUGAGUAUCUGGUGCGUCCAGUUCCUUACUCAUUCUCCAUAAGAUUGUGCUCGAUCUAUCCUUCUACUUCAAGCCAAGAUAUCUACAAAUCUCAAAUUUCACAGUGAUGCAAUUAGUGGUUCUGCUGCUAGAGAUAUGUCUGUCUGAAUGAUUCAGGUCUAGCUAUUUAUAUAUUCCAAAGCACUAAUAUGAUAUUAGAUAACAAUCGUUUCAUGGAAUAAGCACUUUGUUGUGCUGACUGAAUGGAUGUUCUUGGAAACAGUAAGUUAACAUAAAAUGGUGUGUACCAUAAUACAUUUUAAUGUAAUCUUAUUGGUGUUAGGAUUUUAUGUUCAA